CGGAAACCGUCAAAUUUUUAAGGAAAACAUUUUCUCCUGUAUUGAGGAAAAUGGUUUCCAUUGGAAAAUAUUUUCCAAGAUAUUUAGUACAACCAAACAAGAGAGAAUAGGAAAACAUUUUCUGUCAUACCAAACAUUUUCUCCUCUUCUUCUUUUUUUUAGCCCCAAUAGUUUCACUAAGUGUGCAAAAUCCACAAAGAAAAAUGAACUCCAGAACUGAUAAACUCGUUAGAAGGACAACGAUGGUGGCUACUGUUACUGCUUCUUAUUUCCUUCUUACUGCUGAUUAUGGCCCUGAACCAAAUGUUCGUGACCCGAUUAAAAAUGCAAUACAGUCAGCAGAACAUUCUCUCAAAGAGUCGAUCUUUAGACCAAAGAAGGGUGUUCAAGAACACGAGGCUGAGAAACAGGCUCCUAGCUCUUUGGAGAAACAUCAAAAGUCCGGCAGCUAACUAGUUUUCCUCGCCCAAGCAUGUAAAGUGUAGGACUACAACUUAACCAACAUCUGGAACUCUAUCUACUUCCUUUUCUGAACGCUUUUUCUUCUAAAGGUGAAUGUGAAUAUUAGGAUUCGCCUCCUUUAAGCGUGUUAUCAAUGCUGUAAAUGUUAUCCAUACCGGAGCAUGUUUAUUUUGAUAUCCAGGGAUCUGUUAUCAGUUGAAUGAAUUAAAAUUUUCGUCUAUAUGCUGACAAGCUCAACCUCAAACUGUUGCUCUCAUGAGUUGCCUCUUUCAGAAAAGUUCACUUUAAAAGGGUGAAAGACUACUAAUGUCUAAUCGAGGCGCAGUUUCCAUUUAGGGGUGUACAACAGGUGCUGAUUAAAUUUCAUCAAUUAUGUGCAUUGCCAUCUUGGACGGAUUGCUUCUGUAGUGCGACAACGAAGGAUAGAGACAUCAUAAGUGGUUGUGAAUAUUGAAUUCUAGUAAAGAAAGACAUUUUUGGCCAAUCUCAGAGCAAGACUGGAAAUAUGUCUUAUAGCAGACCAUUCAUGAUGUUUCUGUAAUGAGCAUUUUUGUAUCACAACUUUGGGUAAACCUGUUUUCGGGGCUUUGGUUUAGAGGGUGUUUGGAUUA
Lycium barbarum (goji berry) is the source of this 1073-nucleotide messenger RNA. RefSeq lists its product as uncharacterized. Lineage: Eukaryota; Viridiplantae; Streptophyta; Magnoliopsida; Solanales; Solanaceae. The record is from RefSeq and is a predicted model, not a curated record. The coding region runs from base 204 to 452 and encodes 82 amino acids. The transcript is spliced from 2 exons.